Messenger RNA from Chaetomium globosum CBS 148.51, 1272 nucleotides. RefSeq lists its product as uncharacterized. The record is from RefSeq and is a predicted model, not a curated record. NCBI's taxonomy places the organism in Eukaryota, Fungi, Ascomycota, Sordariomycetes, Sordariales, Chaetomiaceae. Bases 1 to 1272 code for a protein of 423 amino acids. The transcript has 4 exons.
AUGGCCGACGCGCCAGCGGACAAGACAACAAGCGGCGGGGUCGCUGAUGUCGGCUACCCCAAUGGACAUUUGGGGCAUUUGACGGAGGGGGAAGAGAACCAACUGAAGGCAUUCAAGAUCUUCCUCGAGGACAAGGGCCUUUAUAAGAGCGGUCCCCCUCCGUCGCACGACGACCAAACCCUCCUACGUUUUUUACGCGCUCGAAAAUGGGUCGUCAACGAUGCCUACCAGCAGUUCAAGGACACCGAGGAAUGGCGGCAGGCAAACCACCUGGACGUUCUGUACGACACGAUCGACGUGGACGCAUAUGAACAGACGCGGCGUUUGUAUCCUCAAUGGACAGGGAGGAGAGACAGGAGAGGCAUCCCCCUUUACCUCUACCAAAUCCGCCACCUCGACUCCAAGACGGUCUCCGCCUACGAAAAGGCCUCGGAAUCAACCAACGUCAGCAAAGCCGAGACCGACGGCUCCACGCCGCAACGACUUCUCCGACUAUUCGCCUUGUACGAGAACCUGACACGAUUUGCGCAGCCGCUGUGCACAGAGCUGAAGGACCGUGAGCACUCGGGCACACCCAUCACGCUCAGCACCAACAUCGUCGACGUGUCGCAGGUGUCGCUGCGCAUGUUCUGGAACCUCAAGGCGCACAUGCAGGCGGCGUCGACGCUGGCCACCGCCCACUACCCGGAGACGCUGGACCGCAUCUUCAUCAUCGGCGCCCCCUACUUCUUCAGCACCGUCUGGGGCUGGAUCAAGCGCUGGUUCGACCCCAUCACCGUCUCCAAGAUCUUCAUCCUCAGCGCCGCCGAGGUGCGCCCCACCCUCGAGUCCUUCAUCGAGCCCCGCAACAUCCCCAAGCAGUACGGCGGCGAGCUCGAGUUUGAGUUCUUUGACCGCCCCAAUGUCGACCCCGCCAUCAAGGAGGCGAUUCGCUGGGAGGCUGGCUAUACUGAUUUCCCCGAGGGGCCGGUCUAUUGGGUGCCUGUGGAUGAUGGCGCGAGGUUGGCCUGCAUGGCGGUGGGGAGUAAGGAUGGCAAGGAGAGGCGCGAGAGGGUCGGCACUAUCGCCGUGACGUUUCCCAAGGGGGAGAUAGCGGCGCAGCCCGCGGCUGAGACUGUUGCGGCUGCUGCUCCGCCGGCGGAGGCUAUCGUUGAUAGAAUCCAAAAGUUGUCGAUUACCGAGAACAGCGUGGCGGGCGAGAUCGAGGAGAAGGUGGCCACUAGCGCCGGGGGGCAGCAACCGGAGCAGAAGACUACGGCUGUCUCUAGCUGA